UCCUAAACCGGAAGCUCCUCCUACAAAUGCCGUGACAUGCUAGAGUGUGACAGAGAAACGCGGAAACUACUAAGAAAUUGCAGUGACUGCCGAAUUAAUGCCGAACAGUUUGCUUGUAAAUUACACCUGUGAGGGUUUACCCUGUGAAAACUGAAGGGUCCACAAAAUGUAUUCUGAAGGUGGCUCCUUUAUGAAAGGGAUGCUGCUGGGAGGCAUCUUCUGUAUUGUUGCUACUCUUCUAAGCAGUUUCAACUUUGGACACCAGCAGCACACAGAUCACCACAACCACCACCACGUCAAUGCUCCAAGCAAGGAGGAACUCUUAAGGCUGCCAGAACACAAACGCAUAGAGCUAAGCCAAAAUAUUAGAGUGUACUGUGUCAUUCUUGUGGAACCUAAAGAAUUGGCUUAUUGGGCUGCUGUCAGGGAGACGUGGAGUAAACAUUGUGACAAGGCGGAGUUCUACAGUUCUGAGGAAGUGAAAGUUUUUGAGUCUGUAAGUGUUGAAACAAAAGAUCCAUGGAUAAUGUUAAGGAAAGCUCUUAAACACGCAUUUGACAAUGCCAAAGAUCAUAAGUGGUAUUUCAUUGCACGUCCAACUACGUUUGCAAUUAUUGAGAACCUGAAAUAUCUUCUGCUGAAUAAGGAUCCUGAUCAGCCAUUUUACCUGGGGCACAUGGUAAAAUCUGGUGACCUAGAGUUUAUAGAGCUCAGUGGAGGAAUAGUUUUGAGUACUGAAGCUUUAAAGAGACUUGUUGGUGUUUUAGGUGAUUCUUCGAAAUGCCCUGAGCAAGGUCGCAUGAUUUGGAAGCUGCCUGAGGACAAGGAGCUGGCUGUGUGUCUGAAAUACACUGGGGUGUUUGCAGAAAAUGCUGAAGACACAGAAGGAAAAGACAUUUUUAACACAAAGUCUGUGAAUACUCUUAUUAACGAAGCGAUGGCUGAAACACCUCAGGAGGUUGCAGAAAGCUGCUGCUCUGAUGUGGCUGUAACAUUCAAUGGACACUCUCCAAAUAAUAUGCAUGUCAUGAUGUUUGGAGUUUACAGACUUCGUCCCUUUGGACACAAAUUCCAUGAUUCCUUAGUGUUUCUGCCUCCAAAAGAUUCAGAUAAUGACUGAGUCUACCUCACCAAAGGGGAUGCCUUUCACUAGGAGAAAUGCAAAAAAUAAAACGAUGUGUACUAAACUGUCAGGCAGCUGAAGGAGUAUUUCAUUAGAAUCUUUUGCUUUUUUCUGGCUAUCCUUUUUGGUAGGGAUGGGCAAUUUCUGAUAUGAAGACAAUUUUCUUUUUCUUUAUGGGAUAGCAGGAGUGAAACCACAUGAUUUUUCCCAUAGUUCAUAAGUGUUUAUAUAAAAAAAAAAAGCAUGCACAAGUUGCUUCAACACACUUUAAUUUUUAACAUAUUGCUAUCACAGUAAAAGGUUCACCUGUUUGCAUACUCUUGGGAAAGAAAGGAGAUAAAUGAAAACAUAUUUUGGGACACUUCUUGGAGUGCAUCAGAUUCAUUUACUGAGGGCUAAGAUCUGUCUAAGUGACCAGGAGAAUGAAAAUGGAUAAUUGAAGAUGGCAGUUUUAGAUUUGUCUUUUGUCUUUUUUUAUUGUUUUUCCCAAUUCUAAACUAGGUUAUCAAUUGUCUUGAAACUUACUCUGAUGCUUUAGCAGGAUAAGGUUAGUUAAGUAUGGUUGUCUUUUUGUUUUGUGUCCACCUGCACUUGAUGGGUAGAUUCUUUUCAAAACUUGCAUUUUUGUUUUAUGCUGGCAGAUUCAUGAACAAGCAGGAUGUACAACUCUUGUGUUUUAAUGGCAAAGCUCUCUUACUUCUCUUGAUUGAUGUGAACCAUCCAAGAAAUUUGAAGCUUAAAAGAUUUGCGAAGCAUAAUGACUUCUGAGAUGUCAGAUUUUUGCUCCCAGUAUCACAUCUGAUGCUCUGUUUUUGCAAUAACACUCAGGAAUGAACAGUAGAAUAAGUCUUUACACACAACCUGAAGUGGCAUCCAAACGUGAGUAUGCCUGUUCCUGUGUAGUAGGGCAUAGAUAAUUUCCCUGAUCUGCAUUACCAGUGACAUCAGAAAGCUUUAUGGGCAGAAAAUUGUGGAACAAAAUAAUCCGUGUUUUUAGCGUAGCUAAUUUGAUGUGCAACUGCAGUCUUAUUUGACUAAAAAACGGAAAGCCUUGGUUUACAGCAGAGUUCAAUUUGAUUAAACUUAACACUUUAUUGACACCCGUUUCUGUUACAAAUGGUGAGUUUUGUUUUUUUAUGUUUUGGAAAAUUUGUUUAAAGCCACUCUGUUUAGUUUAGCACAAUUGAAGACUAUCUAGAGUAGUUCAUAUUUAUUAUUACAUCUACAUUCUUAUUUACAGUUUUGUUUUAUUUUUUUGAUGCCACUAAGGUCAUUUCUUACCUCUCAAAAUGACUUAUGAAACUGAGGCUGAUAAGACUGAUCAUUUAUACAUAUUGUAAAAAGAGUCUGUUGACUGUGGGGGUGACUGUUAAGACUAAAUAUUUUUCAUCUCUGUACUGUCCUGCUGUACUGCAUACACUAAAUUACCUUGGAGCUUUAAAGAAUACAGCAUAACUUUAUACAGGCGGGUGUGCCACUGUGGUUGCUUUCGGUCUUUUACAGAAAAUGAAUUAACACAUAAGUGCUUUUCAUAAAUUGACUGCCUACACACAUUUCUUGAAAUCAGUCAAUAAUCAAAUAAUUGAUAUAAAUUACUCCUUCAGAAUAAGAAUGGCAGUCAUCAAAGGGGAGAAACAUUUUUGAACGUUUUGUUUUUUAAUUUGGUCUUCCCUUCAGGUUCUGCUACUUGCGUUUAUAUUUAUUAAUUAAUAUACAUUGUGCUAUAAAGAUGAAUGGUUGAGUAAAUACUGAAAGGAGGAAAUGACCAAAAUAUAUAUAUAUAUACUUGAUUACAAAUUAUUGUGUUAAUGAUUUUUGAUAUUCAUCUGUAUUCUCAUGUAUGUUUAAAAUUUCAUUGCUUAAUAUUAUUUGCAAAGAAAUGGAUAUGUGGAAAGUUUUCUUCAGAAUUUGAGUAAAAAGAAGUUAAUAUUUUUAUAUGGUUAUAUAAAAAAGGGAGUUUUUUUUUCUUAACUUUAGAGAUUACUCCGAAGGUGUUUCAAAUACAGUUAUGUAGCUGGCUACACAAACUUGCCCCUUUUUUGGUUACGUUUUUGCAUUUUCUUAUACUGUCCUUUUGAAGUAUACACAGAUCUACCAAAAAGAAGUACUGACAGUAUGUAAUAGGUCUUUAAAGUGUAUUAAAAACAUUUUUGAUCUUUUCCAGUGUAGUUAAUUUGAUAUGCAUGCUACAGUAAGAAUUAUCCACCUUCACAUAUCUUCUAUGAGAGUAAUAAGGUUUUGUUUUGGUUUUUCUGUUUUUAUUUUACGGAUGUUAUGCCCUGCAAGCUCUGGCUUUCAUGUGGCAGCAAACAUGCCAAUCUGCACAGAAGCAGUUAUUAUGGGGAUCCUCUAAAGGUAAAGACCCUUUUUUUGGGUCAAGUGGAGAUUUUACUUUAGUAUAGUAGGAUUACCAUAAAUUAAAUACGUAGCACAGAUCACACUGUGAAGCUUCAGGUGGUUUUGGAAGAAGUGGAAAGUGAAAUAUUUUUAUAGUUUCUGCAAAAAUCUUAAACUGGUUGAACUGAUAAUUGUUUUUUGUUUUAAAGCUUAAAUUAUUGGGAAACAAAGAAUUAAGUGUAACUUACUGUACAUGUUGCAAUUUAAAAUGGACUUCAUAUUAAAAUAUUUCUUUGGUACAA
Erpetoichthys calabaricus (reedfish) is the source of this 3762-nucleotide messenger RNA. RefSeq names its product C1GALT1-specific chaperone 1 (gene c1galt1c1). Lineage: Eukaryota; Metazoa; Chordata; Cladistia; Polypteriformes; Polypteridae. The record is from RefSeq and is a predicted model, not a curated record. The transcript has 2 exons. Gene Ontology annotation, molecular function: N-acetylgalactosaminide beta-1,3-galactosyltransferase activity. The coding region runs from base 167 to 1120 and encodes 317 amino acids.